GGGGCUGGGGCGGUUGUCAUGGUGACGGCUGUUGGUCAGCCUGAGGCCUACAGCAGGUAAGAGGAGAAGGGAACAACUGCAAUCAUGUCAAAGAAGAAGAAAGGACGUGGAGAAGGCAAGAGCAAGGCAGUAGGAAUGGAGUUGGAAGUUCUGACAGCAGCUGCUGAACGGAUUGUCACACUGCAAAAUGAGUACGAUGAAAUGGUUAAAGAGUUGAAACAACUGAAAUUGAAGAUUUAUGACCUGCGAAAGGAGAAUGAGUUCCUCGAAAAGGAGGCACAGCAGACACGCCUGGAGACUCAUGAAUACAUCGUCCAGAUGUCAAAAAGGACUGAGAAAAGGCAAAAUCAGAUCAUUACACUGAAUGAUCAGAAUCACCAGAACUUGGAAGAAAUCAGAAAUGCAAAGGAGAGAAUACUGGCUGAAUUUGAGGUACAAAAACAAGAACUGGAAAUGGAACAAGUAGAGAAAGAAAAUGAGCUGCUUCAGCUGAAGAAGGAGAUUGAGGAUCUGGGAGAAUAUAAAGAACUGCGGGAGCAACAGCUGGCAAGAAUCAGUGAACUUGACAAUCUGGUGAUGGAUGCUCGGGCUAAACAUUCUCAGUGUGUGCAUGAUCUCAAACUCAACUUCAACAAGGAGAAGGCUGAGUAUAAACAGAAUGCCAGGAGGAUGGUGAAACAGCUGGAGAAGGAUGCAAACAAGGAGGCCGUCUGCUGUCUGAUUGAGCAUAUGGAAUCUAUCAAGGUGGAGAACCAACAGCUGAGGGAAGUGCUGGUGUGUUUGAUCAGACGCUCCCGAGUUCUCCAUGAGCAGCAGGAGGAACUGGAGGCCCAGCACAAACAGCUGCUCCAGGAGAGAGACUACUGCACCAAGCUGAGGACACUGCGGUAUAGGAAGCAACUCAGUGAGUAUGUGGAGCCAAAGGUCAAGGAGGAGUCAGAGACCAAAGAGCAGCCAAAGGUAGAGGUGGAACCAGAAACCAAGGAGCAGCCAAAGGUCAAGGGGGAACCAGAAACUAAGGAGCUGCCAUUGGUCAAGAUGGUGUCUGAAACUGAGGAGUCAUCAGAGACCAAGGAUUCAUCAGAAACUAAGGAAGAGCUGACACUUGAGGAUCAAGAUGAUGAGGAUUUAGACAGUGAUGAGCUAGAAGAUGGGUAGUUAGACAAGCUGGAAGAGGCUGAGUUGGAGAACAUAGGAAGUGCCAGAACAAAGAAGCUUGAAAUAGGAAAAUUGUACUCCUUUAACCAGCUGCCUUUCCAGUGUAAAUAUGAGAAACCCUCCUUGAUCCAAGGAAGUUGUUAGUCCUAAUUAGACAUUUUCCAAUAUUUUUUCCUUUUCAAAAUUCUGCAACUUAAUUUUUGUCUCCAUCAAUGAAUAUUAAACUGAUGUAUAGUACUGCAUUGAGGAGGAGUAUUUUCUUGAAAUUUUUGAGGGCUAGCUGCGUUGCUAUGGGUUUGAAGUUAUAAUAAAGCAAACUGCAUCUUGAGUAAGAAGCUUGCUAGGCUACGUAAUUGGUAUGAAGAACUGGUCCAGGUCAUAAAUCACAAAAUCAUUCUGCGCAGUUACCCAUGUUCUCCUGCUGGGGUAUAUACCACUGGUACAUUACUCAUCCAGUGUUGCCAUCACCACCAUUGCACUAUUGCACUCAAAAAUAAACUGUAUACUGUUAUAGUGACUUCAAGGGAUGAAGUUAGACAAAUCCAAGAUCAUCAUCAUCUGUAAAGAUCUUAAUUCAUCUACCUAGAGAGAUUGUAACAUUCUUGCAUUGUAAUGUCUAUUAUAAUCCAAAUUAUUUCAGGGUUCUCCAUUACUGCAUGCAGGAGACCAUCAUUUUCUCAAAUAAUGGAUGUCUCACAGAAAUGUUAUUGUGCAGGAAAAGGCCAUUCAGCCUGCGUCUGCAUUAGUUCUCCAAACGGCCUAAGGUGUAUGUAAUUGACUCAACCAGGCUCUCGGUGGGUGGGCCACAUCUCUCUUGCUGUCAAUGUGGCAUAGCUGGAGGAAGAUAAAUGGACUUGAAACCAGCAACUUCCUCUGAGCAUAUUUGCCAGGCAGCCUUCUAGCCACUCUGAAAGCAGUGGUAAAAUUCAGCUCUGUGAUCAAUCAAGUCUGGACAUAAUGGUAAAAAUCC
Molecule: messenger RNA, 2128 nt
Organism: Stegostoma tigrinum
Lineage: Eukaryota; Metazoa; Chordata; Chondrichthyes; Orectolobiformes; Stegostomatidae
Gene: ccdc166
Product: coiled-coil domain containing 166
Exons: 8
Coding region: 85-1158 (357 amino acids)
Source: RefSeq, a predicted model, not a curated record